Molecule: messenger RNA, 2253 nt
Organism: Torulaspora delbrueckii
Lineage: Eukaryota; Fungi; Ascomycota; Saccharomycetes; Saccharomycetales; Saccharomycetaceae
Gene: PMT2
Product: dolichyl-phosphate-mannose-protein mannosyltransferase PMT2
Exons: 1
Coding region: 1-2253 (750 amino acids)
Biological process (GO): protein O-linked glycosylation via mannose
Cellular component (GO): membrane; endoplasmic reticulum
Molecular function (GO): dolichyl-phosphate-mannose-protein mannosyltransferase activity
Source: RefSeq, a predicted model, not a curated record
AUGUCUUCGGCGACUGGCUUCGAUGAUGGUCUGAAAGAUGAUUCUGAACUUCUGAGAAGAAGAAGGGAGGAUGAAGUAUUGGACGAAAGUUCGAACACGAUCGAGAAAGAGGAUGUUUCCAAAUUAAAGGUGGCUAAUGUGAGUCCUUUGCUUCGUUUAGAGUCUAUUGUAAUGCCAAUCGUGUUUACUGCUCUAGCGUUUUUUAUCAGAAUGUACAGGAUUGGUAUCAACGAUCACGUCGUCUGGGAUGAAGCGCAUUUUGGUAAGUUUGGUUCUUACUAUCUGAGACACGAAUUUUACCAUGAUGUCCACCCACCUUUGGGUAAGAUGUUGGUCGGGUUUUCGGGUUUUCUAGCUGGCUACAAUGGAUCUUUCGAUUUCAAUUCGGGCGAAGUUUAUCCUGAUUAUGUCGACUAUGUGAAGAUGAGAUUGUUCAAUGCAGCAUUCUCCGCACUAUGUGUUCCAUUGGCUUAUUAUACAGCCAAAAAUAUUGGCUUUUCGAUUCCUACCGUUUGGCUUUUCACUGUUUUGGUACUUUUUGAGAAUUCUUACACUACGUUGGGUAAAUUCAUCUUACUGGACUCUAUGCUGUUAUUCUUUACUGUUGCGUCCUUCUUUUGCUUUGUCACUUAUCAUCAACAGAGAAAGAGACCAUUCAGCAGAAAAUGGUGGAAAUGGAUGUUGUUGACCGGUAUUAGUUUGGGUUGUGCCAUCUCCGUCAAGAUGGUUGGCUUGUUUGUUAUUACCGUUGUUGGAAUUUACACCGUUGGUGAAUUGUGGAUCUUUUUAGCUGACAAGUCAAUGUCUUGGAAGACUUACACAAUGCACUGGAUUGCUAGAAUUCUAUGUUUGAUCGUGGUUCCAAUGCUUGUAUUCAUGGGUUGUUUCAAAGUCCAUUUCGAUCUAUUGUCUCACUCGGGAACUGGUGAUGCCAAUAUGCCAUCACUAUUCCAGGCUAACUUGAUCGGUUCUGACGUCGGUGCAGGACCUCGUGACAUUGCAAUUGGCUCCUCUUACGUUUCUAUUAAAAACCAAGCUUUGGGUGGCUCAUUGUUGCACUCACACGUCCAAACUUAUCCCGAAGGUUCUUCUCAACAGCAAGUUACAGGUUACGGAUUCAAGGAUAGCAACAACUUGUGGUUCUUUGACAGACAAAGAGCCAUGCCUUACUACAACGACAGCGAAACUGAUGUCGAAUAUAUUGUAGCUGGUAUGGCUUAUAGACUGGUGCACAACAGUACUCAACGGAACUUACACACUCACCCAAUCGCAGCUCCAGUUUCAAAAUCGGCUUGGGAAGUUUCUGGUUACGGUGACCAUCUAUUGGGUGACGAGAAAGAUCACUGGGUCAUUGAAGUUGUUGCGCAGUACGGUGACGAGGAUAAAUCAAGGAUUCAUCCCUUGACCACUUCUUUCCGUUUGAAGAAUAUCGUCAUGGAUUGUUACUUGGCUCAAACUGGCCAUCAUUUGCCAGAGUGGGGGUUUAGACAAUCUGAAAUGGCCUGUGUAAAGAGUCCAUUCAAGAGAGAUAAGAGAACAUGGUGGAACAUUGAAAGUCAUGAAAAUGAUGUCUUGCCUCCAAGACCAGAAAACUUCAGAUACCCAAAGACCAAUUUCAUCAAGGAUUUUAUUCAUUUGAACCUGGCAAUGAUGGCAACCAACAACGCUUUGAUUCCAGAGUCUGAUAAACUAGAUAACCUUGCUUCUGCUGCUUGGCAAUGGCCUACUUUGGAUCUAGGUUUAAGAUUGUGUGGCUGGGGUGAUGACAACAUCAGAUAUUUCUUGCUAGGAAACCCAUUAUCCACUUGGCCAUCGACUGCCGCCGUUGUCGCUUUCGGUGCUCUAGUGGUUGUUUUACUCUUGAGAUGGCAAAGACAGUACGUCGACCUAGCAAACCCACAAGAUGCCAGCGUCUUCUUGAUUGGUGGUAUCUUCCCAAUGCUUGCCUGGGGUCUACAUUUCAUGCCAUUUGUUAUCAUGUCAAGAGUCACGUAUGUCCACCACUACUUGCCGGCACUCUACUUUGCCUUAUUAGUCAUGUGCUACUUGUUUGAAGCGGGCCUAAAAGGCUGGACCAAGUCCAAGUGUGGUAAUGUGAUGAGAGUUUGCAUCUAUGGCUCAUACUAUGCCAUCGUCAUCGGAUGCUUCUUUUACUUCUCCCCAAUUUCCUUUGGUAUGGAGGGGCCAGUAUCUAAAUAUGAGUAUCUGGACUGGCUACCAGGUUGGUUCAUUUCCGAUAAAAACAAGGCAUGA